GAAGUACGUCAUAGAGAUACAGGUCAGGAUUAUUUGCUGCAGGCUGACUGGAGAGACACACUUCUGGACAUGAAGGAGAAGCUCAGCAUCUCCCUCCACCUUCUCUAACCUUCUCUAACAGCACACACAAUCAUCAUGUACAGCAUCGUAGUAGAAAAUAUCUACCUGCUGGUCAUUGUCACCCUCAUCAGUGUUCUUCAGAACGCAUUCUUUCUCCUGAAGGUAGAGAAGGAGUGCAAAGGUGUACAUAAAAACCCAGCUGCUUUUGAACGAGUUUCUUGUGCCAACCGUAACUGCAUGGAUGCUUAUCCAACGUUCCUGGCAGUGAUGUGGUGUGCUGGUCUGUGUCUGAGUCAAGCUCCUGCUAGCUUUGCUGGGAUCAUCUAUCUUGUAGUCAGACAGAAGUACUUUGUUGGAUACAUGGGACAAACCUCUCAAAGCACCCCAGGCUACCUGUUUGGAAAACGCGUCCUCUUCUUCCUGUUCCUGAUGUGCAUUGUGGGCAUCUUCAACUACCUGCUGGUGCGCUUCUGCAGCAGCGACUAUAAGGAAUACGUGGAAACCAUCACCAGCGCUGCAUCUGCUCUUCUCCUCCUCCCUUAGAGCAUUGUGUGUCACAUAAUGGCACAAACAACACUUCCUCAUUUGUCUAUUAAUUGAUAACAACUAAAAUAACAGUCUGAUUUCAUUUCUGUUUCUAUAAAGAGAAAAUUGUGUGUCAGUUUGGUAAUCAAAUACAAUUUCAUAAACAAAUUGGGAUUAUUCAGUACAAAAGUCUUAAACAUUUAAUUCUGCAAUGCCGAUUUGACCCUUUCAACUCAAAUCAAGUUAGGGCAACAUCUGUUUACUAUCAAAAAACACAUUAAAAAAAACAUUUUAACACAAAA
Eleginops maclovinus (Patagonian blennie) is the source of this 887-nucleotide messenger RNA. It is a transcript of the gene alox5ap, whose product is annotated as arachidonate 5-lipoxygenase-activating protein. Bases 136 to 603 code for a protein of 155 amino acids. NCBI's taxonomy places the organism in Eukaryota, Metazoa, Chordata, Actinopteri, Perciformes, Eleginopidae. Gene Ontology annotation, biological process: leukotriene biosynthetic process. The transcript has 5 exons. The record is from RefSeq and is a predicted model, not a curated record. Gene Ontology annotation, cellular component: nuclear envelope; membrane; endoplasmic reticulum. Gene Ontology annotation, molecular function: leukotriene-C4 synthase activity; glutathione peroxidase activity; enzyme activator activity.